AACCUCCCCCUUCUCCCUUUGUCUCAAUAUCGGUCUUUCCUUUUCUGUCUCUCUCUCCCUCCUCCAUCUGUCUCCAUGUCUAUCUCUGUAACUGCCUGUCUGUCUCAGUCUGUUUCUAUCUGUCAGUCUCUUGCCAAGCAUUGAUUUUAUAAGACACCCGGGAAAGGGAAGGAUUGGAAAGAGGACCAAUAAAACUUCAGAUAAAGUUUCGCCGGAAGUUCAAAGCCCCGAGGUUUCUCAUAUUUCGGGGUGGCCAAAGAUAGUUCCUCCGUAGCAGGUCUCCAGCGUGGUCGAGGCUGUCAGUGUGUGCCCCCGUUUGGCCGAUGGCUGAAGCCCGGCGGCUGGAAGAAGAAGAGGAAGAGCUGCGGGAGCGCAGAGAGCUCGGAGCCUCUAGGAGAGUUCGGUGCCGAGCUCACUCCAGUCACUCGGGGGCAGAUUGCAGUGAAAGAAAUAAACCAGAACACCGUUCUUCAAGUCAAGGACCCUUGUCAUCCAUUAGAGCUGCAAUCAAGAGAACUUCUAGGACUUCUGUUCAUGGUGAUCCACAUCGAGACAGGAGGCGACCUGAAAUCACCAUUGUGGCUGCUGAACCCCUCAGACCAGCUUCUUGGUUCCCAGGGACCCCACCAGGAUUAGGGUUCCCACCUUCUCCUGUUGCAAGUCCAUGGAGAGCAAGUGAGCUUAUUCCUGCUGAGCUUCCUCCAUCUUAUGAGCAAGUGAUAAAAGAAAUCAACCAAGUCCAAGUUAGUACUGGGAGUAAUAGUAAUGCUCCCACAACACCAAGGAGAACCAUCACAUCUGCAACUCAGACAGACUUUCCAGAGGAGAUAGGCAACUCCCUUUCUGAAAGUAAUGCUAAGACGACAGCUGCCCCUGGAAAAUCCAACCCAGUUCUAGUAGUCCAGCCUUUAAAGCCAUCUCCACUAUCUUCGACCAAUAAUCUUUUGAAAGAUGUGGCUCCUUUAAUUGUCUUUGAUGUCGUUGAAGAACAGACUUGCCAAGACAUCCCCAAUGUUGGAACAUGUCCAGUGCCCAAGCCAAGAUCAAAAACCAAUCUCAAACCUCUAGUCAGAGAUACUCCAAGCAACCUAAAAGACCAUCAGGAAACUAGUCAACCAACAGUAAAGCAGGAAGCAUCACCAAGUCAGUCCCUGUCCUUAUUAGAUGGGAACAACUUGGGAAGUCCAACAGUGAUAAACAGUAUGAACACAGAAAGAAACCAAGCUAGUGUUAUUUCAAGGAUCAAAGCUUUUGAAUCCCAACCAAAUGCUGAAACCUCAGGAUUAUCUAGGAAACCUGAAAUUGCUCCCCGGACAUUUCCCCCAAGGCCUGCCAUUCCUGCAGGAAAACCUAGUGUGGCUCCAAAGCCAGCCAUCAAUAGAGCUUCUGGAGAAUGGGACACAUGGACUGAAAACAAACUUAAGGUUGCCUCCAAGGAAGGACCUUCUCCCCAAUCACACCCACCAGAAGUGGGAGGCAUCCCAGUAACCAAACCUGAAUUGCCAAAGAAACCAAAGGCUGGCAUUGUACCGAAUAUUAGUAAUGGGCCACUGGACAUUCUGGGAAGCAGGUUAUCAGUAGAGAUCCCCGAAAAGGAGAAGAGAAUUCCAACUCCAGCACCACGGCCUUUACCACCCAAGAAAUUACCUCUCUUAGAAGACCCUGCCUUUCCUGCACCUCCAUCGAAACCAGUCACUGCUUCUCCUAGGCUCUCUGUGGCAGCCCAGGCCAGAGCUUUCAGGUCCCUGGGGGAAGGACCAACAGCAAACUCAACUCAUCGCCCAACAGUGGUGGAAGGUGAUCUUAUCAGCUUUGAUGAUGAUGUUUUACCUGCACCAGCAGCUAACCUAGCUGAAGAGCACCUGAGUUCAGAGGUGGACCUGGCUCAUUUUACAGAUGAGGAAAGUGAAGAAAACAAAGUGGAGUGGCUUGCCCAGGAUCUCACAGCUAAUCCCUUUCAGCUCCCCACAAAAGCCGAACCGCCAAAGGAACGAGUUGUCCAACCAGCGCCCACACGAAAGCCUACUGUGAUCCGGAUCCCAGCCAAACCAGGGAAAUUGUUGCAAGAUGACCCACAGAGCCCACCACCUCUACCUGCUGAAAAGCCUAUUGGAAAUACUUCUGGUGCAACUCCUGGAAAACUCAGUAACGCUGAAAGAACCAGAUGCUUGGAUUCUGAGCCCUCACUUCAAACAGGAAGUUCUUCUAAAGGACCUGUGCUGCCCCCAAGGCCCAUAGAUGGAAAAGUCGUCCCAGCUCGACCUCCACCCCCAAAGGGGGCUCCUGGGAGGCCACCGCCACCCAAGCUCUCGGGAUCGAAGGUGUCUCAGAAACAAGUUUUUUGUCGCUCUUCGUCUGAUGUGAAUCUCCAGAAUAAACAAAGUGCCUUAACAAUGGGACUCACAAGGGCCAAAAGCCAAAUUGUACAGAAGCAAGAACCAGUGUUGCCUCCCCGACCCAAGCCGGGCCACCCCCUCUACAAAAAAUACAUGCUGCCUGUGCCUCAUGGAGUUGCCAAUGAAGAUACUGUUUCUCGAAACCCUGGAGAGCUCUCUUGUAAGCGUGGAGAGGUGCUAAUGCUGCUGGAUCAGACUGAAGACAGUUACUUGCAAUGCCAAAAGGGAGAGGAAAUAGGCAGAGUUCACUUGUCGCAGAUGAAGAUUAUCACCCCUCUUGAUGAAUAUGUUAAAAGCAGAUCAAAAGAUACCACCAGUAUGCAGAAGUCUGUCGACAGUAAUGCACCUCAUGCCCUGGUACUACACGAUUUUCCAGCAGAGCAAGCUGAUGACUUGAACCUCACUUCUGGAGAGACUGUUUAUCUUCUGGAAAAAAUAGAUAGCGAUUGGUACCGAGGAAAAUGUAGAAACCAGACUGGCAUAUUUCCUGCUAACUAUGUCAAAGUCAUUAUUGAUGUUCCUGAAGGAAGUAAUGGGAAAAAAGGAUCCAUUUCAUCCCACUGUGUGAUAGGUCCCAGAUGUGUGGCUCGGUUUGAAUACAUUGGAGACCAAAAGGAUGAGUUAAGUUUCUCAGAAGGAGAGAUGAUUAUCCUUAAAGAAUAUGUCAACGAUGAAUGGGCCCGAGGAGAACGGAACGGCAAAACGGGGAUUUUCCCACUUAACUUUGUUGAAAUUAUUGAGGAUUUGUCUGAGCACAGCACCAACAUAGCUGCAGAUUCAAGUAUAAGAAGUCCGGUGAAUAUGAGGAGCAAUGCUUCGGGUGCAUACUUAAAGAGGGAUCAUUGUUCAGGAGAAUGGUGUGAAGCCCUCCAUGAUUUUACAGCAGAAACUAAUGAAGACUUGCCCUUUAAAAAGGGAGACCGCAUCCUAAUUAUUGAGCAUCUGGACUCUGAUUGGUAUAGAGGCAGAUUGAACAACACUGAAGGAAUCUUCCCAGCAGCCUUUGUUCAGCCUUGCCUUGGUUCCAUAGCUGAGGCAAAGUUGAUAUCUGCUUCAGGACAGAAGAAAGAAAAGGCCAAGGCUUUAUAUGAUUUCCAUGGAGAAAAUGAAGAUGAGCUUUCCUUCAAGGCUGGUGAUAUAAUAACAGAGCUGGAAUCUGUAGAUGAAGACUGGAUGAGUGGAGAACGAGCAGGAAAAUCUGGAAUAUUUCCCAAAAACUAUAUUCAGGUUCUACAAGCAUCCUAAGAAUGAACCUUGUUUAUCCAAAGGGAAGAAGCACAUGAUUCAUCCCGAAAAAAUGUCCCUUGCCUUUGGUAUCACUUGAACUAUUACUUUGACUAUCAAAUAUAUGUUUUUGCACUAUUUUUUUUUACUGUAAGCAAAACGUGUAACAUGGUACCCUAGAAUUUCCUGAAAGUGGCAAGAUUCUGGGUUUUGUUUUCCAUUUUUAUUGAUGCUAGAAGCGUGUACAUAGUAAACCCACACCCUGCGGAGGCUCUCAAAGAACCCAAGCAGAAUUAGCUGGGUUAUUUCUAGUUUCCAGCAGGAGAAACUGACACAGUGGGAAGAUCUUUCAAGCAGUCAGCAAGCUUGAAUAGUUGGAGUGUUAACAGUACAAGCAAAUUAACCUUGCUUAUUAAUUCUUUCCUUUAAAAAGAUAACAUUUAUGCUUUCUCCAUAUCUUAACUAUCAUGAUAUGAUUGGUAACAAACUACACUUUUGAUAUUCAAACGUAAUUCAAAGAGCUUGGGUACAUAUCCUUUAUUUUAAGGGCAAGUCCCUGCUUUAUGGCGGGAAGGCUCAUGAAAACCUUCCAAGCACAGGAGGGUAAUAAAGCCCUGGGAUGGCCCUGUUCAAAGGCUGUAGCCUCCAACAGUGACUGGGAGGGAAGAAGCAAAGAAUGAUACAUUUUAAUCUUUAUGACUUUCUUGCCAUGUAAAGCCUCCAAACCACCUUUGAAAUAUGCCUCGCCAACGUUCCUAACACUUCCUGCCUUCCAGAGUUCUUUCCCACCUAAACGUAUGCUUUACAUGAUUAGGGCUAUCACCGAGCACAGUUCCUGCAUCUGAGAAUACUCCUGUGACAAUUACUGGUAUCCAGAGAAAAAUUCAUUUUCUUCGAAUUACCUCAGUAAUACAUAAGCUGUGGCUGGUUCGGUCGCUGCAUUUAAGUCUUAGGCUGCAGAGCAACUGUCAAAACAGCCCACAAUGCAGAUCCCCAAAGCGAAUUUCUUCCCAGAGCUGAAGUAAAUUAGCCCUGGAGAUCAUUUCACCCCAGUACUUUUUUUGUUUAUCUUUUUCCUGCUUCUCCUUGCACAGAGACUAAAAGAAGUAAAGCCACUCCUGCUAGCAGUCAUGAUGGAUUCCAGGCACCUGGUCAAAGUGGUUGAUUUAUAAGACCAAAUCAAUUAUAAUUUGUGAACCCGAACCAAGAAAGUUGAAGACAAUCUUCCAAACACGUUGGCAGAAGAGAAAUAUGUUUAGAAAUAUAAAACUUUCCAAAGUAUGUUGGCGGAGUUGGUGGGGGAAGAAGUUUCUAUAAAUCUGAUGCCCAGUGCUUAGAACCUUUCAGCUCUUGUUAUUAUAGCCUUCCAUCAACCAAAAAAAAUCAAUCCAUCAAUAGUCCAUUAUGUGCCCAACACUGUAUGUGCAAUCAUCAACUUACUAAUAGGUUUAGAAGUCAUUUUUUAUCGUUGUUCCUUGGGGUUGGUGGUAGGGGCUCUCUGCAGCAGGGUUCUGGUAGAUGGGGUGUUAGGAGUGGGAAUGGGGCACUGCGGAAGAUUUAAGAGACCCAGGGUUAAGCAGCUGUGGGGCUGGACCUCUUGCUGAUUGUAUUUACUAUCCGGUGUUUUUUUUUUUACCCACAAUUCCACCUUUGCCUGAGAUUUCUUUUUAGUAUUUUCAAGUUAAUAUUCUCUGUAAUUUGUAUGAAAACCCAAUUUGGGGUUGAGGGGGAAUCCUUUGGGUUUUUAAAAGGACUGAAUAAGAAAUUUUAAUAACUGUAAAUCCAGUUGAAGUGGUAGCAACCUUACCUAAAAAGACUUCUGCAAGUCUCUUUCCUCAUAUAACAGCCUUUUAAAUCUGUGAAUACUUAAAGUUUAGAGAUAUCUUUCUUUUCAAGUCAGUUCACAAAGGUUCCUGGGAAACAGCAAAGCUGCCUGAAUUAUUAGACAACCAGUUCCAGAGACAGAGCUUGCCAUACUUGAUCAUUUCAUUCUGCCAGUGGGCUUGUGGAUUUUCACAGGUUCCACCACCAAGUGGUGUGUGUGGCCUUUUAAUUCAAGGCAAAAGUCACCUAGGGCUCAAUGAUUGCUGUAAAAUGGAGUCACAGGCUCUACCUCCAUGCUAAAGCCAAGGAUGUCAUCAAGAAACUCAAAGAUUUGGGUGAAAAUUGAGAAGAAAGUCUACUUGAUACAGGGUGUUACCAUUCCUUGCCUCUCUUCAGAAUUAAGUUUUUCUAGUCAAGGUUACUGAAGAUGUCAUUUAGGGAAAUGUUUACAGAAUUGAAUUGUUUAAAUUAAAAACCCUUUUCUGUACAAUGCUCAGCAUACUCAAUCCAAGUUAAAAGGCUAAGUUUUUUAAAGGGGAGUUUGAGAGAGAUUACUCAGUAUGACUUUCUCUUUUGACUCCAAAGCACACUUUCCUAAGAAUGAGGCCACCAUAAAAGAUGUCCCAUUUUAUGUGGCCCAGUGGGACACGGUCACACCUAUUUUGAUCUUGUCAUGCCAGGUUUUGAACCAGUCUUUCACUUAAGCUCUGUGUGGGAAAAGCAGCGUUUGAAAAAUCAGUAGUCAGUACAUUUGCCAAAAGUUAGGGCUAGAACUGGGUAUGAGAGAAAAGCAAAGUAAAAAACAAACUCAUCAGCCUCCCAGGAGGAACUAAAGUCAGAGAUCAAGCAGCACUAUUAGCCUGUCUUAAUUGACUUUAUUGACUAAAAACUCGUCCUAAAGUUAAGGUGAACUGAUCUUAUUGAAAUGUUGCUGGAUACAUCAUUUUGAAUAGGUUCACUUUGACAAAUGUUAACACACUUUGUCUUUUGUCAAGACGGGCACCACAUCAAUUAAUUCCAUUGCAACACCAUUCUAAAUAAAUACUAAUAGGCUUACGGAUAUGUCAGAACCCCAACUUUCUCACUUGUAUUUGGAAAAAGGAUGGGAAGUUGCUAAUUCAGUGCAAUGCUGACAUCUAAAGGUCAUCUGGGAAAUUGCAACCUCCUCAAGGCCUAAGAAUUCUGACAUCCUGAAAUUCUCUUUGAUGCCAAGUCACGUAACUGAUCUAUUUUAUUGGGUUAUUAAGAUUGAUAUUUUCUUUGCAAUAUUUAUAAUCAGAUGGAGUUUCACAGAUAACUCAAGGCCCUUGAAUGAUUUCAUUCAAGGAAGAAAGAAGACACGUUCCAAUUCAGGUCCUCAAUCUUACUCUAGACAAUUUAUAUUAAUGUUUGCAGCCACCUGGAAACUUAAAUAUGAAUUCUAAUGCAGUAUUAUGAAAUAUGAAAUGGAUAUUCUUCUUAAAGGAUUUGGUUAUUUUGGGGUAUCAGGGAAAAUCAAGCAUUGUAAAGACACCUGAGGUAUCAUUAUAUAACCAGUGUCACAUCAAACUUGUCUCCAACAAAAGAAUGUUCUUAUAUUUUGCAGAUUUAUAGAUUAAACUCAGGCAUUGUGGUAUCUGUGUAAAUUAAAUGUUCAUUUAGCCAAUCAUUUUCUGUCUGGAUCAUACAUACAUUCUGGAUUUUUUUUUAAAAGGAAUCCUAAUUGUACUGUCCCUUAGGGAGUAAUUCUAUGGCAUAUUAUAGAAACUUCACAUUUCAGAGCAACAUUCCAGUUAAAUGCUCAUUUUUAAUAAUUAGCCAGACUUCUAUUCUCACCAUUCUGGGAAAGAAGCCAAUAGUGAGCUAGAUUCCCUUUUGGCAGGAAACUUAUCAACAAACCUACAAAAACUAGCACAUUUAGCACUUUCUUUACUCUUACUCUGGGUUCCAUGUUUUUAGGAAAUAAACUGUAAAUCUCUUUUUGUGUUGGUACUGAUAAAAUAAGCUUUACAAUUUGA
This is a messenger RNA of Monodelphis domestica (gray short-tailed opossum), 7441 nucleotides long. Lineage: Eukaryota; Metazoa; Chordata; Mammalia; Didelphimorphia; Didelphidae. The record is from RefSeq and is a predicted model, not a curated record.